AUGACCAAGAAUGAUUUUGCAAGAAAAUCUCAAGUUGAUAAUGGCUUGAUUGACCUGUACUCAAAGGUUGGCUGGAUAGUCAAUGCGAUAAAGGUCUUCAAGGAGGUUGAUGAUCCUGAUUUGGAAGGCCUUGAAUGUUUCUGCGAUACACAACGAGCUAGGGUUAAAUUAGACAAUUGCAUCUUUCUAUACACCAUCAUUGCAUGCUUGAAUUUUUCAUCCCCAUCCCAAGGGAAGCAAAUGCAUGGAAAAACCAUUAAGAUUGAGUCUCCAAGAAAUCAAAUCCCUGUUGAUAAUGCACUAGUUUCCAUGUACGCGAAGUGUGGAAAUCUCAAGGAUGCGAAUAUGCUUUUUGAGAUGAUGCACCAACGCAACAUGGUCUCAUUCAAUACUAUGAUCACCCCUUAUGCUCAGCAUGGAUUUGGUUUGGAAGAAUUGGAGCUAUUUAAAGUGAUUCUUGAUAUAGAAAAUGAGCCCACAAACAUCAUGUUCAUCUUGGUGUUGUCUACACGUUCUCGCACUAGGAAGGUUGAUGAAGGAUGGAAGUAUUUUGAUUCUAUGAGGCAAAAGUAUGAUAUUGAACUCGAAGAAGAACAUUAUUCAUGCAUGAUUUAUCUCUUGGCUUACAACGUGAAGUUUAAGAAGAGAGCUGAGACCAUAAUCAUACAAAUCCUGCAACGAUCCUACUACAAAAUCGAUUCUGCAUGA
Messenger RNA from Zingiber officinale, 708 nucleotides. Its product is annotated as pentatricopeptide repeat-containing protein At3g49710-like. The record is from RefSeq and is a predicted model, not a curated record. The transcript has 3 exons. Gene Ontology annotation, biological process: RNA modification. Bases 1 to 708 code for a protein of 235 amino acids. Lineage: Eukaryota; Viridiplantae; Streptophyta; Magnoliopsida; Zingiberales; Zingiberaceae. Gene Ontology annotation, molecular function: RNA binding; protein binding.